AUGGAGUAUUCAGGAAAUACACUGUCUAUGAAGAAUUCUUUUAUGAUAUGUAUUGCACAGUUGUGCCUUUCAGCCAUUUUGUUUAUACUCUAUAACAAUAUAGGUGGCUCUGCAAUUAUUGACACAAUUAAAAAUGUGGAUCCUAACCUGGAACCAGCUGAACAUACUCGAAUCAUCCUGGUUUGGACUUGGCCAUUUCGUAAUAAAUUUCCCCUUAAUGACUGUCCAUCCUACCUUAAUAUUAGUGGAUGCUUCUAUACAGAUAACAGAACAUUGUUUUCUUCUUCUGAUGCAGUUGUUAUCCAUCACAGGGACGUAUGCUACUCUAAAAAACUACUUCCGCAUAUGCCAAGACCACAAAACCAGUACUGGGUAUGGUUUAACAAGGAGUCCCCAUCUCACAGCCCAAACUUACACUUUAUGGACAAUCUCCUCAAUCUGACCAUGUCCUACAGGACUGACUCUGAUAUAUUCUCACCUUAUGGCUGGUUGGAGGAGAAUAAAGAAGAAGAUAACUUCACUAUCCCACCAAAGACUAAGCUGGUGGCCUGGGCAGUCAGUAAUUGGAAACCAAACUCUAGAAGGGUGCAUUAUUAUGAGCAGCUUAAGACAUUUUUAACCAUUGACAUAUAUGGAAGGAAGCAUAAACCUCUGCCCAGAAGUGGACAGCAGCAAAUACUUUCCAAAUACAAAUUUUAUCUGACCUUUGAAAACUCAAUUCAUGAAGACUACAUUACAGAGAAACUGUGGAGGAAUUCCCUCACAUUUGGCAUUGUACCAGUUGUUAUGGGACCCUCUCGUGAAAACUAUGAGCGUUUUAUUCCAAAAGACUCUUUUAUUCAUGUAGAUGACUUCUCCACUGCCCAGGAACUGGCUACAUAUAUUUUAAAGUUGGACAGUGAUGACAAAGCCUACCAGCAAUAUUUCCACUGGAGGUCCAGACUUCAUCCUAUUGCAAUCACUAAUUGGCAGGAUGCUUACUGUAGAGUUUGCAAAGCAUUAAAAGAAGCUCCUAAACAUAAAACUAUUUCAAGACUUGGAGAUUGGUACAAGUAA
This is a messenger RNA of Pseudophryne corroboree (corroboree frog), 1056 nucleotides long. RefSeq names its product 4-galactosyl-N-acetylglucosaminide 3-alpha-L-fucosyltransferase FUT5-like. Gene Ontology annotation, cellular component: membrane. Gene Ontology annotation, molecular function: alpha-(1->3)-fucosyltransferase activity. NCBI's taxonomy places the organism in Eukaryota, Metazoa, Chordata, Amphibia, Anura, Myobatrachidae. The transcript has a single exon. The coding region runs from base 1 to 1056 and encodes 351 amino acids. The record is from RefSeq and is a predicted model, not a curated record.